AUGUUCUACUGGAACCCAAAUUGGACUGCUUUCGAGGAAUACACUCAUUCGCAAAUCAGUUUGGUUUUCAGGAGAGACUGCUCCUACCUGAUGAGGGCGAAAUCGAUCGUGGACUGUGGAAGAAUUUUUAGCAACCUUACAUUCACGGUUCGGGACAAAGGCGCUUUGACAGAAUCCAUGGUCGUUGACCCCGUUUACCUGCAGCACAGACAUUCACAUAAAUCCAUCGACUUCCGGAAAAUGCCAACUGACCAGUUACAAACUAUUGGACAAGGAAGCAAAACUCUCAUUUGCAUCUUAUUUACAAAAAACAGAACGCAUCUUCCCGAACUUUCAUGUAUAUGCAUUGAAUGUUGCUCAAAUCCCAGUAAUUGCCACAAAGCGACUCCACGAAUUCCGCAACAGAUCUCGCAUUUCAAGAGACGCAAACACUGGGGAAUUCCACUGAGUCGCCGUUUCCGCGCUCUCAAGCUCUGGUUCGUUCUUCGAACUUACGGUGCGAGUGGGUUGCGCGAGUAUAUCAGAAAUCAUGUACGACUGGCUCAACUAUUUGCUGAGAAGGUGCGAGCUGACAACCGUUUUGAAAUAGUCGGAAAGCCAACAAUGGGUCUAGUUUGCUUUCGCCUCAAGGUCAUGUUGGGGGCGAGAUGGCUUAAGUGGUCGGAGCGAAAAUCCACUGACCGGAAGGUCCGCGAUCCGAACCCGACCUUUGUCCCUCGAUUUCCCCUGUCUAGGCUUGGGCCAGCCCUCGUGCUUCCUUCGGACGGCAUGGCAGCUAGGCACCGGAAGGGUGUUACGGCUGAACAAGGUCCUGAAUGGAUUCAAGGUUCGAACAUCCUAAAUCAAUACUUGACCCGUGCGAUUAAUGAAAGUUUCGCAUUGCACGUGGUCCCCGCGGUGGUCGAGGACAUCUACUUAAUACGGUUUGCUCUAUGCAAUGAAAAGGCCAAGGUGGAACACAUAGAACAUGCUUGGGCAUGGAUUCAGCUGAUCGCGAACGAAAUCCUGGCAGCGAGGGAUGCCUUGGACAAAUGGCAGUUAUGUAUGGCACGUUUCACAGACAAGAAGGUACGAUCUUUUGAUAUUAGCUUUGAGGAGCUGUAUGCCUCUGAGGAGAUCGACAAAUCUGUGGAACCUACGAAAGAGAUGGAGGCAGUUUGCGAUCUGGAAGAAAAAUUGACCAAACUAGCUCGAUAUCGGCUGGCCGAAUUGCAGGAAAAAGGUGAGAUCGAGGCGUACCGCUUGCUGUUGGACUACCUUCAAUCGUUGGGUUGGGAAGCUAGCAGGAUUCUUGAAGAGUCUCGGAGUGAUGAAAUUGAUAAACUUGGGCUGAAGGAAGCAAGAAAAGAGAAUGAACCAGAACAGGGUUCAUCCACAACGCACAACCCCCCAGUUGCUCGCUCAUCAGAAGGAGCAUAUUCUUCCUCUCGAUUAGACAAGAAACCGUCUACCCAACUGCAGCUGGAACACGGAAUGCCCGAGCUUGCCAGAUUGAAACAGUGGCUGGAGUUUUCCGAUUUCAGCGGACAGGAAGGCCAAGAACGGAAUAACUAUUCGCGUAACUCGCUUACAUCCAGUACGGUACAACGAAGGCCUACUCUAUCCGGGACCUACAGCAGCGCAUGCUCACCCACUCCACACUGCGAGCUCAGUAGCGAUGGAACUAUUCCAUGCGCUGGUUCACUCUUUAUUACCACUGAUGGCUAUUUUGACGAGCCGAAGAUCAGUGAGCGCGACCUCGGAGUAGGUCUCAUUCAAACAGACACUCUGACCAGACUGCGAAGACACGCGUUGAUACGCAUGCUAGCCGAUCCCAUGGUCAUACAGCGAGAUGCAGGCGAGAAUGCGUUGGACAAUUGGGAUCGGAAGGAAUCCGUUUCACAUGUUCCACACUGGAAACAAAAAAUGAAACUAUUCGACAAAAUGCUCACAUCCAUUGAACCGAUGAAUAAGUUUUGUACAAACAACGUAAAUGGGUCAUACACGUCAGACAGUAGUAGUCGUGGAGAUGUGGUGACGAGACGUGUUGUCCCACAACUGUUCCAGUCAAUGCCACCGCACCAACCGAAGUUAGAAGAAGAGAAACCGGGGACUGAGACUAGUGGUAGAAACUAA
Molecule: messenger RNA, 2115 nt
Organism: Opisthorchis viverrini
Lineage: Eukaryota; Metazoa; Platyhelminthes; Trematoda; Opisthorchiida; Opisthorchiidae
Exons: 11
Coding region: 1-2115 (704 amino acids)
Biological process (GO): amino acid metabolic process
Molecular function (GO): pyridoxal phosphate binding; carboxy-lyase activity
Source: RefSeq, a predicted model, not a curated record